AUGUCAAAUACUUGCGUUGCAAUCGACCCCAAUGGUGACACUCUAGUCAUCCUUGCAACCAAGCAGGACCCUCCUCCUUCCAAAGAACCCACCGAACCUGCUGGCACUACCAAGUCACCGAUAUUCAUCGAGAAACAUUUUCUCUGCUCUCAGAAGCACUUGACACUUGCAUCGCGUCGUGCUUCAAAGUUGUUCUCAAGCGCCUUCAAAGAAGCUUCCAAAUAA
Fusarium odoratissimum NRRL 54006 is the source of this 225-nucleotide messenger RNA. RefSeq lists its product as uncharacterized. Lineage: Eukaryota; Fungi; Ascomycota; Sordariomycetes; Hypocreales; Nectriaceae. The transcript has a single exon. The record is from RefSeq and is a predicted model, not a curated record. The coding region runs from base 1 to 225 and encodes 74 amino acids.